AUGCUGCUCCACCACUGCUCCUGCACCUACGACACCCCCGUUUCCUUCAGCCCCUUUGCUUUUUCUCAGAACAUCUCUUGCUCCCACUGUGGCGUAGUGUCCACGGGUAUCAACGUCCAGGCCAAAGCACAAGAAGACGCAAACAUGCAGCAGGACGAGCUGGCUAGGCUGUUCUCAGCCAAUAUGAGUCUGUCGCCGACCCAUGUACCAUCAGUCCAGCCCGUCCAACAGCCAGAGCCAGAGCCCGCCCCAAACCACAUCGUCUAUGCUUCACAGCAUUACACCCACUCGUACCAUGUUCCUCUCCGCAGUGCUUCGGAGCCGAGCCUAAAGACGCAGAUGGACGCGUCGGAAAUGGAAGCCGUGCUUCUGAGGAACAGCAUAGACCCGUCUCUGCUCUUCCCUUCCCAGAUCGAUUUGUUCCGCAACGCAGAUGAUGACCAGCGCCUGCGCCUACUAGAACUAUGGCGUAUUUCGCCUCCUGCCGGGCGGCAGGGACACCCAGCAGGUGUCGACUACAACAUGUCGAGGCAGCUCUACGACUGGCCCCCUACCAGCCUGGCACAGGAAGAAGCAAUGGCGAAGCUGAGAUUUGAGCGGCACCAGGCUGAUGCCGCACAGAAGCAGCAAGAGUUAGAGCAGGUCAUGGCUGCCGAGCCGUACAUGGCUUCGGGCUAUGAGAUGAUGGCCAGGCGUGAGUACGAAGAGUCGGCACGGGCCGAGAAGGCUCUCCAAGAGUCGAGCAGAUACAACCCUGCCACAGAUCCAGUCUACAAGACUGGCAACGGCCUUUGGGAGAAGAAUGUCGGAAGUGUGGCUGACAUGGAGAACAACUAUGGUGCAUUUGCCUACGCGCGAGAGUAUGGCUUCCAAGCAGGCUUCGGAGACGAAGAAAUGGUCAUGUGAGGUACAGCCUUAUUGGUGGCAGUCUUAGUCUCAUGAUAUGUGAGUGGACGUGGGAGAGAGGAAGUGACGCUGCUGUACAGGGGGGAUGUAUGCAUGCAUAGAUAUAGUUUCCACGUUAUACCCUGAUUUAGUUAGUUGAACACCCCCACACACCUGUAGCAUGCAAGGGCGGAGAGUGUUCAGGAUG
Molecule: messenger RNA, 1093 nt
Organism: Exserohilum turcica Et28A
Lineage: Eukaryota; Fungi; Ascomycota; Dothideomycetes; Pleosporales; Pleosporaceae
Exons: 2
Coding region: 1-906 (301 amino acids)
Source: RefSeq, a predicted model, not a curated record